AUGGCACCCACCAGCCGGCCCCCAAGCCUCCCCUCGAUCCCCGACAUCGCCCUCGACCUCGACGAGAAGGCCCAGCUCCUCCCCGAGCUCGAAGAGGUCCUCAGCUCAGGAGGCGAAACCUGCACGACCCUUGACGAGGAAGACGACUUCCGGCCGUCGCGCUCGCACAGCACGCGCACCCAGAACUCGUUCCACCGCCGAAUCGUCCUCCCAUCCCGCUUCCCCUCCAUCAGCAGCAGCCACGCGCCAACAACACUCACCACCCUCCCGCUCACCCCCCGCCGACACGACCCAACCUGCCAAGUCCAACCACUCCAACUCCCCCCCACCCAAAAGACCGUCCACGAGUCGUGGACAAUAACGUACCACCACCCGACGCCACGCACCAAAAUCCACAUCCGCGCGCUGGGCAUCACGCUCUGGCGGCAGUUCGACCCGCGCGACGACGAGGGGUCGGUGCUGUCGGUGGUGCCCAACACGCACUUCGGGCAGGCCGAGCUGGCCGCCACGGUCGCGCUGCACGAGGCGAGCGUGACGGCGUGCGCGGCGCGCCGCGGCGGCAGCCGGCCGAUGCGCACGCUUUCGAAGCCCAAGAUUGUGGGGUCCGCUGGUGGUGGUGGUGGCGGUGGUGCUGGUAAGGGGGGUAGUGGUGAUGGUUGGUGGGAGGGCGCGGUGUACGCGGCGGACCUGGAGCGGCGCGUGCGCGCGCUCGACUGGCGCGUGCAGGACGAGAUCUACGAGCUGCUCAGCGACCGCGUGCAGAGCAGCAGCAACGCGUUCCGGCGCCGGGAUUGGCGGGUCGUGGCGCUGACCGAGGUGCCUGGUGGUGAGCUGACCUACGCGCCGACGGGGUUCAGGGCCUUCGGGGAGCAGAAGAGGGGCUGGUUUGGGUUUGGGAAGGCCAAGAGGUUUAGUGUUAAGGCGAACCGGCGGCCGGACAUGCCGGUGACUGAGUAUCGUCUGGUGUUGAGAGGAGCCGAGACUAAGACGAAUGACCAGGGCUGGGGACACUAUAACCGGUACAGUCGGCCAUGGCGGGCAGCCGAUGAGAAGGAGAUUGGGGACAGGAGGCGGUGGUCCAGCUUCACGGGGAAGAGCGAGAAAUAUGUUGAUUUUUGAGCGUGAGCAUAUCGGUUCGAGGCAUAGCGGUUGGAGCAUGGACGGCGUUGUUAUUGUCUAUCAUUAAGCUUUCCUAUGUCUAGGUCAAUGAAGAGAUGUCGCACAACUAAAGCUGCAAGGGGUGCCGUCGGCUGAUGUCCCGCGUCCUCACGUCGAUGCCUGCCACUUCGGCACAAGCUCCGCGUACACGGCCCGUUCCAGCUCAUCGUACAUCUUGAGAGCUGUGGGGUCAUUGUACGGGUAGACAUUGACAACCAUCGCGGCGCCGAUACCCGUCUCACGGUCGAUCCAC
Chaetomium fimeti is the source of this 1411-nucleotide messenger RNA. RefSeq lists its product as uncharacterized. The coding region runs from base 1 to 1119 and encodes 372 amino acids. The transcript has 2 exons. The record is from RefSeq and is a predicted model, not a curated record. Lineage: Eukaryota; Fungi; Ascomycota; Sordariomycetes; Sordariales; Chaetomiaceae.